GUCUUGAUCAAUAUGAUUAUUUUCAACCACAAAAGACAUAUUCAUGAAUAAAUUAUGAAGACAAUUUUAUGCCAGUAAAUGAAAAUGGAGUAUGUAGAAUGUAUGAAAACUGGGUACAACCCUGCCCAUGUUCAAGUGGCUUGUGAUGGAAUGUUCAUAGGACUGCCAUUGACAAGAACAACAGUGGGUGUUUGGAAUGUACAAGAUCCAUCUGCUCAGCCAUUGAAACUUGAAGGACACAGGAAUAUUCUCACCAGUUUGGUGCUAGGGAAUGUUUCAAAACCCAAAAGACUGUGUUCUGCAGCAGAAGACUACUUGAUUGUGUGGAACAUUCAUCAGGCUCAGGAGAAGGCAGUGAAGGAUGAGCAGAUAAAAGGCGUGAUUAUAGGUACAACACUUGGGUACAUACAACACUGUGCAUUUAGUCCUGAUGAUUCCCUUGUGGCAGCCUGCAAUAAUAAUGAUGUUCUUAUUCUGCGUUCUAAUAAAUCGGAGGUAAUAGCUGCACUAGAGGGCCACAUGAAUCGAGUCACUUGUGCUGAAUUUUGUCCUCAUUACUCAUCAACUCUAGUCACAAUAUCUGAAGACAGAACAUUCAAGGUAUGGAACAUAGCAGACCUAUCACUGGUCUACCAGUCCACCAUUAUCACUGCCUCCCCAUUCAUCAGCAUGACCAUGAACUUUCACCUACCCCAGGUUGCCAUAGGAACGGCGGAUGGGAUUGUGAGAGUAUUUGACUUGUCUGAUGGAAAAGAUUUUCGGUGUGUUCAUCAAAUUAACAUUGGAAAAAUAAUGGAUAAAUAUCGCCUCAAUAAAGAGCAAGCACUGCCGACACCAAGAUCUUCAAAAGAUGGUCCAGUAACUAUCAGUAGUAAGCCCUCCUAUCAGAGACGAGGAGACGGGGGAGAGCCGAGGGAGGAAGUGUCCGUACAGGACGUGGCAGAGACAGGAUGUGCUGUUCUCGGUCUCUACUUCUCCUGGGUCCCAGAGGAUGACAGAGGAAGCUCCGCUCGAUCUGUCGGCUUCCUACAGCGAGCUAACACUAUGAUCAGAGACCUCUUCAGUGCUUCUCCUAUGUUAGUAGUUGGUACUACAGGAGCAAUUCUUCAAAUAAAUGCCAAGACAAUGGAAGUUAUCCAAUAUUUUGAUCUACAAGAUCCGAUACCUCCAACAUCAGAUGGUAGGAAGGAAGUGUGCAUUAACAAUGCUGGUUCUGCUUACUUCAGUCAGGGGGAGGAACCAGAAAAGAUAUUCUGUGUCAUUGGUAGCCAUUUUCAGAAUCAUGUUCAUUUAUUGAAAUGGGACCAUGCCACAUCAAGAUCAAAACCCUACAACUUUAGCUCAAGUAUAGAGGAUUUAUCAAGCCUCUCUUCCGAACUGCCAGCCAAUCAAACGUCAGACAAUAAAUCACCCAAUUUAACUGUACUAUCCAGUGAUCCCAUGUUGCCAAAUUCAAUCCUCAAACAAGGUCUGGUUCCUAAACAAAAAGAAGAGGCCUCCUCUAAAAAACAGAAAGGGUACCUUUCUCCAGGAAAGCAAGGUCAAGGUGUGAAAGAUCAACCCCUGACUUUUCAGAGUAAAAUCAAGUCAUCAGGCUACACUGAGGCUCCCAGAACAACCAUGUUUAAACCAAAAACAAGUUCUACAAAACAAACAUCCACAAUUAAAAGGAAACAAUCUACAGAUUUACUAGAGAAUGCUUUAGAGAAGGAAUACCCUGCCAAUCCUGGUCCUCCAAAAGACUUUGUGUGUGGUUGGGAAGUUGCUGAAAGACCUACUCCUGUUAAUGCAAUAUCUUACUCUGGAGAUGGCCUUAGUCUAGCCUGUGGUCUUGCCAACAAGUCUGCCCAAGUGUUCAAAAUUCCAUACAAGGAAAAGAAAAGUUAUAGUUUAGCUCACAACCACAUUGUAAAUGAUGUGCGAUGGAGUUGUGAUUCCAACUGGUUGGUAACAGCUUGUGAUGAUAAAACAGUAAGGCUAUGGCAACGGGGUCAAACUGAGGCUGUCCUCACCAUAGCAACCAAACUCCACAACCUAGCAGAAGGAGAGGGACAAAAGAAAGACAAGGAAAAUGCACCAUUUCCUAAGGAGAUUAAAAAUGCCCAGUUCUAUUAUAUGGACCGGUUCCUGAUAUUAACCUCCUCUAACACACUGUACAUGUACAAAUACCACCUGGAUCCCACUAAACAAGAUAUCAAAAGGUAUGUGAACAAGAGUAAAUUCAAGCAAGUUCAGUCCUUCACAGUGGAUGCCCAGUACAUCACAGCCAUGUCUGCAGUAAACGAUUUCUACUCCUACAUAGUGAUGUGUGCUGGCAGUAGUAAAACACUAGAGGUGUAUGACAUGAACAUAGGCAAGUGUGUACGAGUCAUCUCUGAUGUCCAUACCAGACCUGUUCAUUGUAUAAAACAACAUGAGGGAUCUAAGUUUGUCUCACACCCACGUGAUGCUUACGAUUUAUUCCUGACAUCUGCAGCAGGUGACUGCAUCAAACUCUGGGACCUCCGCGCAAACAGAUGUGUAAGAAGAUAUGAGGGUCACCUGAACAGAUCAUUUCCCUGUGGAGUGGAUCUAAGUCCUUGUGGGAAAUAUGUUGUCACAGGUGCUGAAGAUAAAUGUGUAAGUAUAAAUAAAAUGUGGCCUGUGAUAAUGGCAGCAGCAAGGACCUAUGCACCAUAUGUGGCGUUUCCUUUUGCGGUAGUGGUGGGUUUUAUAGGAUACAAUUUUGAGAAUUUACUGGGCCGUAAUGAAACCCCCUGGAAGGAGGAAAGUAUCCAGGACGAAAGGCUGGACAGAAAACUGGACAAUAUGGUGAAACCGACGGUCACUGAUGUACCGAUGCUCAAGUCCAAGAGAGACAUGCCCAAAACAGUGCUGGACAGAAAUGAUAUCAAAAAACUUAGUCUGAUCAUGGCCUUUGAAAUGAUUUUGACUGUUCUGGCCACAUUCCUGGUGUCGGAGGCCAAAAUUUCCCAUGGUGGGUCCAUGGGCUGGUCAGAUCUAGGUCAACUGUACACUCUGGAAGACUUAAGAGGUGCUCUGGACAAUGGCUACUAUGACCUGGAGAGCAGAAGUUCUCCUAACGAGGACUGGUCUAAUGUCGGAUAUCAGGAGCCCACACUUAAUGACGACAUCUUCAGCGAGGCUUCCAUCAGGGACCAAGAAUACCAAGAGAACAGUCCCCUCUGGGGGUACCAGUCAGUGUCCGGAGGAACUGGUGACGGAAAAGACAAUCCCAAGCAAGUCAAAACAGACAAAGUAUUGCCCGCCUACUGCAAUCCGCCCAACCCUUGCCCCAUAGGAUACACAGCCGAUGAUAACUGUGUAGAAAAUUUCGAAAACACUCCGGACAACAACAGAAAUCUGAUGAAACAACAGGAAUGCCCGUGCGACAAAGAGCAUAUGUUUAGUUGUCCGGCGGACAGUAGAAUCAGCACCAAGUCCGGAUCCUCGCUAGACAGUGUGAUUGACCAGCUAGGAAACAUGGACACCGAACACGCCCGAAAUCCGUUUUUCGAGGGAUAUCACAAAAGAACUGCUGCAAAGAAGGGUUCUUUAAUGCCAAAGCAUCAGGAGGCAAUGGAGAGUCCACUCACCUGUUAUCCUAUGCGGUUUGAGCCUGGUGCCGACCUUAAAGAAGGAUUAGUAAAAUUCGUGGAGGAUAACAAACUGUCUGCAGCCUUUAUCCUUACUUGUGUUGGGAGUGUCACCAAAGCAACAUUGAGAAUGGCGGACAGUAAAACGAUAAAGACAUACGAUGGGCCUUUUGAGAUUGUUUCCUUAGUGGGGACUCUGUCAGGCGGCGGUCAUCUUCACAUCAGCCUUAGUGACAGUGAAGGGAAUGUGUUUGGGGGUCAUGUCAUCAGUGACGUCAUUGUUUACACUACAGCAGAAGUAGUCAUUGGAAACUGUUCUGCUGUUCUUAUGUCCAGAGAAAAUGAUAAACAAACGGGGUAUAAAGAACUAGUUGUAUGCCAAAGGCCAACAUAGAGAAAAUAAUGCACUUUUAAAAAAAAAAAAACAUUAAA
This is a messenger RNA of Saccostrea cuccullata (small rock oyster), 4028 nucleotides long. Its product is annotated as WD repeat-containing protein 27-like. Lineage: Eukaryota; Metazoa; Mollusca; Bivalvia; Ostreida; Ostreidae. The record is from RefSeq and is a predicted model, not a curated record. Gene Ontology annotation, cellular component: secretory granule. The coding region runs from base 79 to 3990 and encodes 1303 amino acids. Gene Ontology annotation, molecular function: protein binding. The transcript has 27 exons. Gene Ontology annotation, biological process: neuropeptide signaling pathway.